Cuscuta epithymum is the source of this 8234-nucleotide messenger RNA. The record is from the annotation of a GenBank genome assembly. Lineage: Eukaryota; Viridiplantae; Streptophyta; Magnoliopsida; Solanales; Convolvulaceae.
GUAAAGGGGUAUUAUAUAUGCCCUAUGCAAGGCUUUUCAGGAGGUUAUCAAUAAAAUUCAGAUUUAUUAGCUAAAUUAGCUUAGGCAAUGGAUUUACCCUCGAUUGGAAUUUUCAGUGACAACAACUUGGUCCGACAUCUCGGAUCUCAUCCGGUUGGAAUGACUAGAUCAAACACUAAUCGUAUAACAAAGGUAGAAGCUGAGCAAGCCCUGAUGAACUAGAAGCUUGAUAUGCCCGGGCGGAAAUUAGAUGUGUUGGAGGUAUUGGUCCUACCAAGGCCUCCCUUCCAUUUUAUUAUUGACUUGCACCCAUGUUUACUCCCACUUUGAUACCACUGUUGGGUGUCGAUUUCUUUCCGGCUCAGGUCUCCAACCUCCACAAUAGGCUCACACACACCACCCUAGGCUAGACCAUAACACAACACCAUGUUUUAUCUCCACCACUAAGGUACCUCUCUCAACUUACACACAAAGGAAAGGAGAAGGGGUCUGCUCUACGAAUCGCCGCGCAGGACGAAGGUGCAAAACCUGUGGCUUGAGAAGCUGGAAUCGGCUUGGAGCUUGGACCCGGACGCUAGGCUUGACGCUCAAGAAGGAAAGCAGAGGCAGGGACGAAGGUUUCUGGGCUACUGGAACUGCUGGACUGCUAUUGGGCUUUGGGCUGUUGGACUGCUUAUUUGUUGCUGGGACUUGGAGCUGGACCUGGAGCAGUGGAUGGACUCGGUCAAGUGCUGGGUCAACCGGUCAAAGCUGGUCAAACCCGGUCAAUGGCAGUCAAUAGUCAGUUAACAAUCAGAAAAAUCCCAAUUUUUGAAUUGGGUGGGUAAGGUCGAAACGCCUCUCCUAGGGUUUCGCUCCGGUAUAUUGACUUUUAUCCCUUUUAUCGCUUUUGUAGUGAUUUAAUCUUUAUUGUGUAGAAAUUCUUGUUUUAGGCUUAUUACUGCUGUUAAAAUUGUUUGAAUUGUUGUAUUGUGUUGUGCUGAAAAUUUAUUAUUUAUUUGCGCUUAUACGGAAGAACAAGGGGUUUGAAGUUGAGUUUGGUGCUCAUUAAUACUCCCCACGUGUUCGUGCUAGUUGCUCCGUAUAUUUGUAGCCUUAUAAAUAUUUAAAUUGUUUUUUCAGCGAAAUUUGCAUUUUCUUUUGUUGCUUGUUUUUUCUCUGUGAAAAUGUCUGCUUAUAAUCAGUAUGGUAUGGCUCCAUUUAAUGGAAAAUCUGAUUUUAGCAUUUGGAAGCAAAAAAUUAAAUGUAUUUUAAUACAACAAAAAUGUUUUAAAGCAGUUGGCGAAACCUAUUUAAUUUCUGACACAGAAGAGAAAAGGGCUGAAAUGAAUGAAAAUGCAUGUUCUGUGAUUUAUUUGAACUUAUCUGACUCUGUGAUUAGAAAAGUUGGAAUUUUAGAAAGUGCUAAAGUUCUUUGGAAUAAAUUAGAUGAACUGUAUACUGAGACCUCUUUGCCUAACCGGAUAUUUUUACUUGAAAAGUUCUUCAAAUUUAGACUAGAUAUGUCUAUAGAUAUUGAGGAAAAUCUAGAUGUUUUUACCAAACUUAUUUCGGAUAUUAAGUUGUGUGGUGAUAAGCAUAUAGAUGAUUAUUCCCCCAUUGCCCUUUUAAAUGCUAUUCCUGAUUCCUUUAGUGAUGUGAAAUCUGCUAUUAAGUAUGGUAGAGAUAAUGUGACUCUUGACAUUGUGGUAAAUGGUCUUAAGAGUAAGGAAUUAGAUUUAAAACAGAUGGGUGAGGGUAGAAAAUCUGAGGAGGUUAUGCAUGUGAGGGGUAGAGAUAAUAGUAGACGACAUAGAUCUAAGUCUAGGUCUAAUUCGAGGCGUUGUUAUUAUUGUCAUGAAUCUGGUCAUUUCAUAAGAGACUGUCCUAAAUCUAGGAAAAAUGAGCAUAGUGAGCAUGCUAAUUUGACUACGUGUGUAGAUGAUUUAGGUGAUGUUUUUAUGAUGAAAAAUCUAUGUGAUUAUGACUAUUUGAGUUCUGUGAUAUCUGAUUCUUUGGGUAAAUCAGAUUGGGUGGUAGAUUCUGGUUGUAGUUUUCACAUGUCCCCUUUGAAAAAUGUUUUUUCAAACUAUAGAGAGAUUGAGCAUGGCUUUGUGUCUUUAGCAAAUGAGAAGAAAUGUAAUGUGCUAGGAAUAGGAGAUGUAUGCCUUAGGUUUUCUUCUGGUUAUGUGCUUACUUUGAAGAAUGUUAGGCAUGUUCCUGAGCUGUGUUGUAAUUUGCUAUCUUGUGCAUCUCUUGAAAAUGAUGGUUUGAAGGGAAAAUGGGGAAAGGGAAUCAUGAAAGUUGUGAAGGGUUGUUUAGUUGUUUUCAAAGCUAAGAUGAAAAACAACUUGUAUGUUUGUCAUGCUGAACCCGUACUUGAUUCUGUGAAUUGUGUGCAACCCUGUGUGCUAGGAAAACAGUCUAGAGUUGGUUUUCCUGAUCUGCCUAAGUGUACUAAUGUGCUUGAUUGUAUUCAUGCUGACUUGUGGGGUCCUUAUGGUGUUUCCACUCAUGGUGGGAAAAAUUAUUUUCUGACGUUGAUUGAUGAUUUUUCAAAGAAAGUGUGGGUUUUGUUGAUUGAGAAUAAAUCUGAAGUUUUUGAUAAGUUUAAAAACUGGAAAACCCUUGUUGAAAAACAAACCGGUAAGAAAAUUAAUUUUUUAAGGACCACUGUCAGUUUUGAUUUCUGUGAUGAUCAGUUUGGUGAUUUAUGUGAUACUUGGGGUAUUUCUAUGCAUAAAUCUGUUCCCUCCACACCCCAACCGGAUGGGGUUGCUGAGAGGAUGGUUAGAACUUUAUUAGAGAGGGUGAGGGCUAUGUUAGCUUCAUCUGGGCUCUCUAAUAAGUUCUGGGGGGAAGCUAUUUGUUAUGCUGUUGAUUUGAUUAAUCUGUCCCCGUCUGUUCCCUUAGGAGGGAAAUGCCCUGAAUCUGUGUUCAUGGGCAAACCACUUAACUUGCCAAAUUUGAGAGUGUUUGGUUGUGCUGCUUAUGUGAAUCGUGUGAAUGAUAAAUCUGAACCUAGGACUAAGGAAUAUGUUUUCUUAGGAUAUCAUGAUUGCAUGAAAGGUUAUAGGCUUUGGUGUAGGAGUUUUUUUCCUAAUUAAUGUUAAUUAAUUAAUUAAUUACGAAAAUAGGGUUGGGUUAAAAGUAUUUACCAAAAUACUGCUGGGUUAACCAUGGUAGGGGUAAGUCGCCCAACGGUUGGGCGACUUAUAAGUCGCCAAACGGUUUGGCGACUUAUAAGUCGCCCAACCGUUGGGCGACUUUUCCUUUAAGUAAAAACGGGGUCCUCCCCCAAACAGAACACUUCGCAACUGCAGCCCCAAAUUCCCUCUAGCGCAGCACCUACGGCAGACGAAGGAAGAAGACGACCGAGCUCCUAUCCAACUCCGGCGAAGCUCCAUCUCCAGCCUCCCCACUCCGGAAAACCUCCAUCUUCAUCUUCAACACAAUCUUUACUCCUUAUUCUAGGUAAAUUCAAAUCCAUUUCAUCUAAUUUUGCACCUAGGGUUUAGAAUGUUAAAUUUUUGAAUUUUGGGAUUAUGAAUUGAUUGUGAAUGAAGUUGUUGUGAAAUGUGGAUAUGUAUGAAAUGUUGACAUUUGAUUUUAAAUUAAUUGUAAAAUGUUGUGUGUAUUUUGACAUUUGGGCAUUUGGGUAGAGUUGAAUGUACCUAAAUUUGGGUAUUCAAAGGUAGACAUUGAAUGUAGAUAUCAAAAUUUGGGUAGUUUGUUAUUGAAAUGUGAAUUGUUUGUGAAUUUGGAGUUAAUGAUAUAUUACAAUUUUGGAAGCAAUUUCUAUUAAAAAUGUGAAUGUGUAUAAAGUGUGUAUAUUGAUGCCUACUCAUGAAUGUUGGACAAUGAGUUGUUAUUAGAAUAUGGAUUUCUCAAGCUUCCCACUCGUGUGUCAUUGGGGAGGGAACUAUUAUGAGAAUGGUGGGCAAAUAUGCCAUGAAGGUGGCAGAACGAGCUUUGUCAUGGUUUCUCGUGGCGCUUGCAUGGUCGAGAUCCUUCAAAAAAUACAUGCAGCGACAAUGAUUCAUCCCGGCCGUUCAUUGCGGUUGAAAAUGAAAUUUCCCAUGAACGGGGGAAAGUACAUGCUUAUGCCGCUCAUUGAUGAGCUAGCUAUAACAAAUAUGUGGGGCAUAAUUCAGAUGGAGGAUAUGUCGUCGCUGGAGGUAUACAUUGAGGAAUGCUUUGACGCUAAUGCUACUCAAUCGACAUCAAAUGCUGGUGUAUCUAGGCAUGAUGUCAGUGCAGGGGUGAAUGCAGGGAAGUCGUCAAAGGUUCCUGUACUAGACAUGGUUAUACAGGAGGAUGGCAGGUAUUUGCACAACGGUGCGUCAUUUGUGGAUGGGCAGGGAAGUGAUGAUGAUGCAAACGAGAACAUCAAUGGUGACGACAUGACAGAAUCUGAUGAAGAUGAUGGUGAUACUGUGACACCAACUGCCCCGUCUAGUCACUUCACUAGAAUGUAUGAUCUCCCUGAAGGUUUUACUGAUGCGUGGAUGAGUGGAUCAGGUGAGAAAAGGUUUACCCCUGAUGGUGAGUUUGAGGUCGGUCAACAGUUUGACAACAAAGAACAAGUCAUCAAUAUGGUGAGCUUGUAUUCUAUCAAACGGAACCAAUUCUAUCGGGUGAUAGAGUCCGAUAAACACAAAUGGGUGGCACAAUGCAAAAGGAAGAAAGAAUGUCAAUGCCCCUGGAGAAUACGCGCCACAAAGAACAAAGGCAACCUUGACACCUUCACAAUUGUGCGUUAUUCUGGACCUCAUUCUGCUUCUUGUGUAGGCAACAUCGACACUACAGAUCACGUGGCCUUGACAUCAGAAUUCAUCUGUAAAGAUGUGGUUGACAUUAUUCGCACUGAUCCUUCUCUUAAAGUGCAUACUAUCAUCGAGAUGUUGAAGGAAAAAUAUGGGUAUACUGUAUCUUACCGGAGAACAUGGAUGGGGAAGCAAAAGGCCAUAGCACAAAUAUUUGGCAGUUGGGAAAAGUCAUAUUUCGAGUUGCCCCGUUUCAUGACAGCGCUCCAACAUUCUAAUCCAGGAACUGUUGUUCAGUGGUACCCACCCCCCAAUGGUGCGACAGGUUAUAUGAUGUUUCAAAGAGUUUUUUGGGCAUUCAAGGCAUCAAUAUCUGGUUUUAAGCAUUGUCGACCCGUACUUACUAUUGAUGGCACACACAUGUAUGGAAAGUACAAGGGCACAUUGCUCGUGGCCAUGGGUUGUGAUGCGAACAACCAAAUUUUCCCAGUCGCCUUUGCAGUUGUUGAAUCGGAGAAUGGAGACAGUUGGCCAUGGUUUAUGGCAUGUAUUAGGCAUUUUGUGACUAACAGGGAGUUGUGUGUCAUUUCAGAUAGACAUGGAGGUAUUGUUAGGGCAAUGAAUGAGGUGGGAAGUAAUUGGGAGGAGCCUUAUGCGCAUCAUAGGCUAUGCAUCCGUCAUCUUGCUUCAAAUGUGCACACUCAUUUCAAAGACAUUCAUUUAAAAAAUCUAUUUGUGUGGACCGCACGACAACAUCAGAAAAAAAAAUUUGAUGGUGGGUUCAAGAAGAUAGGUGAAAUGAGUAGGGAUGCACGACAAUUUUUGGCCAACAUUCCUCCAGAAAUGUGGUCGCUGCACCAUGAUGGCGGGUACAGAUACGGUACCAUCACUUCAAAUCUGGCUGAGGUUUUCAAUAGCGUCAUGAAAAAUGCUAGAUAUUUGCCCAUUACCGCCUUGGUCCAGGUGUCUUUUUACCGGGUUAAUGCGUACUUUGUGAAUAGGCGUGAAAGUAGUAAGUUGAGGCUCACACAAGGCCACGAGUACUCCCCAUACAUCACAGAUUUAAUUGAAAAAAAAUAGAGAGAAGGCAAAGCAUCACAUUGUCACUCCAUUUGAUUUAGGGCGAGGUAUAUUUCAGGUGGAGACCGGUUGUGGUGGCCGAACGUUGGGAAAGGGUGGGAGAAAACAAACUGUCCAUCUACAACGGAAAACGUGCACUUGCAAAAAGAUGGAGAUAUACAAGAUUCCUUGCUCCCAUGUAUUAGCCGUGUGUAGACAACGUAGUUUGUCUUAUGCUCCAUUUGUGGAUAAGUUCUUCUCUUCUGACCAAUACGCCGCCACGUAUCAUAGGGUGUUCAAACCGAUUCCUGAUCGUGAUUAUUGGCCCAAUUACAAUGGACCCGAAAUCGUGCACGAUCCAUCCAUGCUUCGGGCAAAGGGAAGACCAAAGUCGACCCGUAUUAAGAAUGAGAUGGAUGAAGGUCCACGAGGAACGGUAAGAUGUGGAAGAUGCCACCAAACCGGCCAUAAUAGAGCGACAUGUGCAAAGAGAUCAUCUAGACAAGAGGGGGGGUCCGCCGGGUAUGGAGGUGAUAGCGGAUCCUGGGCCGAGUGAUCCUUCUGUCCUGACACUGCAGGCCUCACACAGGAGUGAGGAUGUUUGGCUUGGCAUGGAUGUGCAGGUUGAUAGGUGCCGCGAGCAUCUGCGUGGUUUGUCCCAUUUACAUGUCGACCCCAGAGUCCUAGCCUAUGUUCGUGCAGCAGGUUUUUUUUACACUGCACAGGUUAGUGGCUACUGUGCCUUUAGAUAGAGCCCUCCUCACUGCUCUACUUGAGCUUUGGAGGCAGGAGACACAUUCAUUUCACCUCCCUGUUGGUGAGGUCACUGUGACUUUGGGAGAUGUGGCUGUACUUACCGGGUUAGAGGUUGAUGGGAGAGCUGUUACAGGCACUGCUUGUCGACAGUGGGUGGAUGAGUGUGAGAGGUUGUUAGGCAUCCGCCCCGUUCUUAGGGCUGACCUUCAGGGGUCAUCUCUUAGGAUGCCAUGGUUGAGGGAGCACUUCCAGGCCCUUCCUCCCGACGCUGAUGAGAUGAUCAUCCAGCAGCAUGCUCGGGCGUAUAUAUUGAUGAUGAUGGGAGCCUCCAUUUUCGCUGACAAGAGCGGAAAUGAGGUUCAGGUGCUACACUUGCCUUUGCUUGAGAGGUUUGAUGUAGCAGCACAGUUUAGCUGGGGUAGUGCCACCCUGGCUUAUCUCUACAGGCAGCUGUGUCGCGGGUGCCAGAGAGGGAGCACAGAGCUGGGUGGAUUUUUGCUACUCCUCCAGAUUUGGUCAUGGGAGUAUAUCCACAUUGGCCGUCCCAUUAUAGUUGGAUAUCAUGGCAUUGAUGGACAGCCACUGCCUGAUGAGCCUCCACGUCUGCUAGGACCACAUCAUGUACGGGGCGUGGACCCUCUAGGCCGUCGGUGGCUAUAUGCUGGUUUAUCUCGCAUGUCAUCCGCUACUGGCCUCGGUGUGUACAGGGAUGCAUUGGAUCGGAUGUCAGAGGACCAGAUCACAUGGAUGCCGUAUAGACCUGAUAUGUUAGCAGAGUUGCCCCCAGCUGGCCGAGAGCAGACUCACAUAUGGCGAGCACGUGUGCCGCUGAUAUGUUUUGACAUUGUUGAGCUUCAUUUGCCUGAUAGAGUCAUGCGACAGUUUGGGUUUGAGCAGGUCAUUCCACGUCCUAUCGACACUUAUGUAGAGCUGCAUAGGCUGGAUAGGCGUGGGAAGCAUACAGAGGAUUGGGCACUCAGACAUGUCCGAUACGUGACUAUGUGGGAUAGGAGAGCUGAGCUAGCUGUGGCUGGGACACCCACAUAUGUGCCAUCAGUUUCAGCAGAUUACAUGGGAUGGUACUACAGCAUCACUCGGUUGUUUGUGUCUCCUUCGUUCAGACUCCCUACUCAUCAUUAUCAGCCUAGCUCAUUGGCAUUGCAUUUUACAACACGAGCUUUGCAGCGCAUACAUCAGCGGGCUACUGCCACUGUGACUGAUAUUCCUGAUGUGGACAUGUAUGGACAGACUCUGACAGGCAUUGCCUCGUUAUGCUCAGAUGUGUUGGGUCGAGUAGACUACAGACAUCUUAUACACAUGCCCGCAUCUCAGGAGAUGGCAUCCACGUCUAGUGCAGCUGCGGCUUCAUCAUCCCAGACGCAACAUGAGAGAGUGGUUCUUCAACCACGACAACGCCGUAGGCGUAGACAUGAGCAGCAACAUCUCCAUGACGAAGCUGAUGAUGGGAACUUGUAGUUUGUCUUUUGUAUUGUAGUUUUUCUUAUGCAGUAGAUGUUGUAGGAACAAUUUACAAGUUUUGAUGUAUUUUCUCUUGUUAAGUAUUCUAUGUUGUAUUGAUGUGUUCGAGUAUGAAUAUUAUAUGAUUAUUUGUUAUGGCAUAUAUGAUGAUUGAACUGUGUUAUAUCGGUUAUGAUUUGAAAGUUUUUUAGCGGU